Molecule: messenger RNA, 855 nt
Organism: Striga hermonthica
Lineage: Eukaryota; Viridiplantae; Streptophyta; Magnoliopsida; Lamiales; Orobanchaceae
Source: the annotation of a GenBank genome assembly
AUGGCAAUGUCCACGAGCAUGGCCACCGUCCAUCGAUGGGCGAUUCACCCGAGAGGAUUUGGAUUAGCUUCCCAUUGCCUUCAAGCAUCCAAAUCCGCAAAGGCGAUAAAUUUAAGCAGGUCAAUUUGUUGCAGGACAAAGGUGUCGAAAUCCACUUCUAAUACAGACACAGUCGUCGCCGCCGACGACAAUUACGGCCGUAAGGAAGUCAUUAGCGUCAAUCCCAGGCUCUAUGACUACUUGUUGGCGAACGUUAGAGAACCAGAGAUAUUGCGGGAGCUUAGGGAGGAAACUGCUAAAAUUCAGGGUAGUCAGAUGCAGGUAUCACCGGAUCAAGCGCAGCUUCUUGCAAUGCUCGUUGAGAUUCUUGGAGCAGAAAGGUGUAUAGAAGUUGGAGUAUACACUGGGUACUCAUCUCUUGCGGUUGCUUUGGUCCUGCCAGAAGGAGGUCAGCUAGUAGCAUGUGAGAGGGACGAGAGGUCAUUAGAAGUUGCACAAAGAUACUAUGACCGUGCAGGUGUUUCAAAUAAGGUGAAAGUAAAACAUGGGUUAGCUGCUGACACGUUGAAGUUGAUGGUCCAGAAUGGUGAAGGCAGCAGCUAUGAUUUUGCCUUUGUGGAUGCAGACAAGAGAAUGUACCAAGAUUAUUUUGAAUUGCUCUUGCAGUUGGUGAGAGUUGGAGGCCUUAUAGUGAUUGACAAUGUUCUUUGGCAUGGGCGGGUGGCAGAUCCACUGGUAAAUGACGCCAAGACGCUUAGUAUCAGAAACUUCAACAGAAAAUUGAUGAAGGAUGACCGCGUGUCCGUUAGCAUGGUUCCAAUUGGGGAUGGCAUGACAAUUUGUCGGAAGAGAUAG